This is a messenger RNA of Nilaparvata lugens (brown planthopper), 5792 nucleotides long. RefSeq names its product 5'-3' exoribonuclease 1 (gene pcm). The transcript is spliced from 32 exons. Gene Ontology annotation, biological process: rRNA catabolic process; nuclear-transcribed mRNA catabolic process. Gene Ontology annotation, molecular function: 5'-3' RNA exonuclease activity; RNA binding. Gene Ontology annotation, cellular component: nucleus. NCBI's taxonomy places the organism in Eukaryota, Metazoa, Arthropoda, Insecta, Hemiptera, Delphacidae. The record is from RefSeq and is a predicted model, not a curated record. The coding region runs from base 229 to 4626 and encodes 1465 amino acids.
GAGACAGAGAGUGGUUUGUUUUGGACCUGGACUUCAUCUUUGUUGUCUAUUGAGAUGAGAAAUGAAAUAGUGAUUUGUAUUUUUUUAGUACCUUGACAGAAAGUUAAUGGUAGUGGCUUACGGCUUGGUCAUAAGUUGUUACCGUGGAAAAUUGGACCGUUGGUAUUGACAUCGUAACUAGCUUUACAGUAAUAAUUUUUUUGGUGUUCCUAAUAAGUUACCUGCAAUAUGGGGGUACCGAAAUUCUUUCGCUAUAUUAGCGAAAGAUACCCCUGUUUAAGUGAAAUUGUGAGAGAAUAUCAGAUCCCGGAGUUUGAUAACUUGUAUCUGGAUAUGAAUGGUAUUAUUCAUGUGUGCUCUCAUCCAAAUGACUUCGAUCCUCAUUUCAGAAUCACGGAGGAAGAUAUUUUCAAGGACAUAUUUAUUUACAUAGAGACGUUGUUUCGUAUGAUCCAACCUAAGAAGUUAUUUUUUUUAGCCAUCGAUGGUGUCGCGCCAAGAGCAAAAAUGAACCAACAACGAGGACGGAGAUUCAAAUCUGCUAAAGAGGCAGAAACCCUAGAGAAAGAAGCCCUGGCCAAAGGGGAAAAACUUCCAGAUGUGGAACGAUUCGAUUCCAACUGUAUCACUCCAGGAACGGCGUUCAUGGCAAGGCUUCAAACUGAGUUGAAGUACUGGAUUACUUACAAAAUAAAUUCCGACAAAAUUUGGAGAAUACCAACUGUGAUUUUGUCCGGCCAUGAGACACCAGGUGAAGGAGAACAUAAAAUCAUGGAUUACAUUCGUUUUUUGAAAUCGAAACCUGACUAUGACCAAAACACAAGGCAUUGUCUGUACGGGCUUGACGCUGACUUGAUAAUGCUGGGGCUUUGCUCUCAUGAGCCUCACUUUUCUCUACUGCGUGAGGAGGUGAAAUUCAAUAGGAACGCACAAAAGAAGCGCUCAAACGCGCCAGAUGAGAUAACUUUCUUCCUGCUCCAUUUGUCGCUCAUGAGAGAAUACAUUGAGCUCGAAUUCCAAGAAUUGAAAGAAACCUUGAAGUUUCGCUUCGACUUGGAAAAAAUUAUUGACGAUUGGGUACUAAUGGGCUUUCUCGUGGGAAAUGAUUUUAUUCCUCAUCUUCCUCAUCUCCAUAUUGCUUCUGGAGCCCUUCCAAUCCUAUAUAAGGCUUACAUUGAUGUGAUGCCUACUCUCGAUGGUAAAAAUGGAGUUAAUGAUAGCAGCGGAUCUCAAAAAAAGAAUUCCGAAUUGGCUGCUCUUAUCAAAGAAACCGAAGAGUUAUUUGGUGAUGAUAUUUACUAUUCAGAAAGUGACGAUGAGGACUGCAAUAGUGAAAGCGUCACAAUGAGCUCCAUGAUGAAAGCUGAAUUCAGUCAGCAUAAAAACGAUUACUAUAAGAACAAAAUGGAGUUUACGGAAGUAACACAAGACGUUCUUCAGUCUCAAGCCGAAUGCUACGUGCGUGCGAUCCAAUGGAACCUGAAUUACUACUAUAAUGGAUGCUGUUCUUGGUCUUGGUUCUAUCCUCACCAUUAUGCACCCUACAUGUCGGACAUCCGAAAUUUUUCCGAUUUCAAAUUGGACUUUGAUCUAGGGGAGCCAUUCCUUCCUUUCCAACAAUUAUUAGCUGUGCUUCCGGCUGCAAGCAAGAAACUACUUCCAGAACCGUUUCAAGAGCUCAUGAUGGGUGUAGACUCUCCUAUUAUAGAUUUUUAUCCUCUUGACUUCGAUACAGAUCUAAAUGGAAAAAAGCAGGAUUGGGAAGCUGUAGUCCUAAUCCCUUUCAUUGAAGAGAAAAAACUAUUGAAAGCCAUGGAACCUCGCUAUGAUCGUUUGACAGAUGAGGAAAAGAGAAGAAACAGUCAUGGGCCCAUGCAUAUCUUCAAUUAUACUCCGGAAGAUCUUGGUUUAUGUGAACUAUCGGAAAAUUAUCCGAAAAUAAAAAGCAAUCACGCGGAAGUGACCACAAUGUACAGGGAAGAUCUUUAUGUUGAAAAAAGUAACCUUGUACGUGGUUUAUGUAGUGGAGUUAAACUGGACACUUAUUUUCCUGGUUUCCCAACAUUGAAGCAUCUGGAUUUCAAGGCAAAAUUGGAGAAAGGAAAUGUGUUGGUUUUCGAGCAGCCAAGUCGAGGUGAAAACAUGAUUUUGACAUUGGCACCGAAAGCAAGCAGCAACAUUACGAAGCUGGUCAACGCCCUCAUGGAUCAAGUGGUGCAUGUCAGCUGGCCUCAUCUUAGAGAAGCUAGGAUAUCAGCAAUAUCUGAUGGUGAAUAUCGCUACUCAUUUAGGAGCAAUUCUUCCAAUGAAAAGAAGGAGAUUGUGAAAGAAGAAUUAAAAGGAGGAGGAAAGCGAGAGCUUUGGCAGGCUGAAGGCAGAACAAUUGCUUUGGAGUGGGAAGCUGUGCCGACUCCAUUCGCAUACCAAACAGUUGUUGAAAACUUGAAAGUACAAGAGGAUGUGAAAGGUCGUGAAUUGACUGUUGAAGACAUUUUCAAACCAGGAGGUUUCUGCUUUGUACUGGCUACAAAAUUUUAUGGUGAUAUGGGUAUGAUUGAUCGGAAUGUUGCACGAUAUGAUGGAAAAAUCAAACUAACCAUCUGUCAUACUUCUGAACCGGAUUUCAGGACUGCCAAAGCGAUUGCUAGCAAGCUUAGAACACUCUUUAUAACAGGGAAUGCUAUGUCUAACAAUCUAGGUCUGUCCGGCCACUUGCUCUCAAGGAUAACAGGUUCGAUUUUCAUUUCAAAAGAUGACAGUGAAGAUGCCAGGAAAGUGAAUGUUGGACUGAGCUUGAAAUUCAAUAAAAAAAAUCAAGAGGUUUGUGGCUUCACAAAGAGGAUGCAAAAUGGCAUGUGGCUUUAUUCUCCAAAAGCUGAACAACUUGUAAGAGAUUACAUGAAUGUUGCAUCAGAUCUCAUAUGUUAUCUCUCUUCAAAUGCUGGCAAUGAUGUGUUCUGCCUGCAGGAUAUCUUUCCUGAAAAUGGGGAAAAACGACUUUCUGAAAUAACAAAUUGGUUGAAAGAGAACACUUCGAAAUUGACGCGACAGAAUUGUGGAUCCGAAGUUUUGGAUGAAGAAGUUAUCAAAAUUCUGGUGAAGACUGUCGACGCUUUUGAAUCUCCAGAAACUAAAACGUCCAUUAUCCAGUGCAAACCUCAGUUGUUGGUUUUGCCUGUGACCAGCCUUGGAAGGCAGUGCCCGGAUCCAGCUGCUGAAAGCAAGAUGUUUGACAGAGUGAGGAACAUCAGAGAAUCCUAUUGUGUUCCUCUUGGCAUGAAGGGCACAAUUGUAGGAGUUCAUCUAGCUGAAAAGGAGUGUGAUACUAGCUAUGAUGUUAUGUUUGACGAGGAAUUCCCUGGUGGUCUCAGUUUGAACGGGUCUGGUAAGAGGUGCUGCCGAGCUCUGAAGCAGUCGUUCAUCAACCUGAGUUACGGCGAGCGAAUGACCAAUGCCAAGCAGCAGCCUCAACAACAACAACAAGCAAACUUCAGAUCGCAAAACCAGGAAAGCAGCUAUGCGACUACUGGACGCAAUGGAAGAAACUCAUCCGCAUUUGUAUCGUGUCAAGAUUCGAAAGAAUAUAACAAAGACGAAACUCUUAUUAAGGCUCUUGAAAGGAAAAUUAUCAAGUUUGUCCCGGAGAAAGAUCCAAAGAAGUCAUCAAAUGAGACUCCGCCUCAAACAACGCAAAAAUCGAACAAUCCAGUAAAAUUGUUGACUAGAUCUCCUAAGGAUCAAUCUCGAAAUGUUGACGCUCCUUCUGAUCAACUGAAAAAGUUGUUGAAAAUCAGUGAUAAUUUUCCUCAGCAGCCUUCAGCAACAUCGGCUGGGAGACCUCUUCUGGAGACUCCCCCCUCCACAAUGCCUGCUCACUCAUCCAGCAAGCCUCUUUUCAACAACUCUCCUCCAGGGACCAAUCGUUCACCCAGGAAGCCUCUUUUAGAUAAUCCCCCGGCAUCCAGGAAGCCUCUUUUGGAUAAUCCCCCGCCAAUGCCUAACUUUGCUCUCGCAAAUGCUUUCUUCAAUGUUCAACAGCAGAAAACGAACCAAACCUACUAUCCUAAUCAUCAAAUGUACACUAAUGUUGCGCAGCUCAACUAUGGCUUCCAAGGUGCGGCUGCAUUCCUUCCUGGCCAACAAAUGCAGCUACCAUUUAGGAUGAAGAUGCCCGUACGACCUCCUUGUGGAUUCGGGCCUCCACCUCCGCCUUUCCAAUGGCAACAAAAUGACGGGAUAAGAGGUCACACAAUGACAAAUACAGGGAGAGAUGUUGCUGGCCAUCAACAGUUUCUGGAAGACAUUCAUAUGCAGCCAAAUCGGUGGCAAAGGGAUUUCGUAGAUUCGUCCUACCAGAGUGGCCAAGGCCAAGGCCAACCGCAGUCUUAUCAACCUUAUCAAAAUUCCAAUCGCUAUCAAUUCAGUCAGAGUUGGAGUGGGAAUCAGUCGAACGACAGUCAAAGAGCUGCCAAUUAUAAUCCGAAUCAAUCACAAGGCCAAGUUAUGCAGAAUGCGUCAAUGCAUCAGAACAACGUUCCACCACAAGCCUCACGACCGCAGUCUUCGACUCAGGAACCAAGAUGGAGGAUAGCAUGUAACUUCAAUAAAACACCUGAAUUCAAAUAGACUAACAUUAUAUGAAUCCAAAAUGAGUGAGAAGAAACUAAGAAAUGAAAAAAAUGUGACUCAACAGGAAUUCUUUCCUAGAACUGUGAUCAUCAUUAUGAGCUGUGUUAUCUCAAUCUUCGCCAUAAUAUAAUAGUCUAAUUUGAAAAUUAUGUUUCUAAUUCUAGAGCCACUUAAUCAGGUAUUGAUGUUGAGCGAGUAUUUUAACUAGACGAUUCUAAGUAUUAUGUGAAGAGAGUAAUAGGACGAUUUUCUACCAAACCUUAGUGAAGUCAUUCCUCAUUAUUGUGAAAAUGGCUACAGUAUUCUAUUUAUAUUAGACUUGUUUUUCGUUAUCCGUGAUAAUUUCAUUCUACACAAAUUAUAUUUAUCUAUCUUAAUACAUUCAUUUUACAUAUACAUUUCUAAGAAAUAAUAUUUCCUUGCUACUUACUACUUAGAAUUAAUAUUUACUUGCUACUUUAUUUUCUCUGCUUUCAUGAUAGAAGAAAUUAUUGUUCUAUUUCUUCCUCUAGUCAUUGAGUGACUCAGUUUAUUCAUUUUACAAAUGAUAUUUGACAUUAAUGACAUUUUACAAUAUUUAAGAAUUGGCUUGGUACAUUAUCGUCCAUUUUGUAUUGGUCGAAGAAUACUACACAAUACCUUAGUUAAGUUCACCUUAGUAUAUUUUUCUUUCUUUUCAUAUGCUUAACUUCGAAAGUUUUGUAUCUCUUAGUACUUGACAUUCCAAAAAUUUCCCUUAUAAACGUUAGUUCUUGAAUCUCCUGGAAAAUUUAAAGGUUUCUAUUAUUGAUCGUAUAAUUUCAAGGUUUCAACUGAAGAUGUGUGCCAAUUUUUUUAUUCUCAUAGACACAUACUUUCUGAGAAAUAAAAUGGAAUUUAUCUUAUUAGGGAAGCUAGACUUGGCAUCUCGGCUGAAUAUACUUGUUAAUGAUUAGGCCUAUACUGCUUAUAAUGCUAAUUUGUUCUGCAUGCAAUCUAUCAUUUUAAUAUUAAUAUAAAAUCUGAUUCAACUUACUUUUUUAUUUUUUCAUUCUGGGUGAUGAACAAUUCAAUUUUUCGAAUUGUAAUACAAUUUUGGAAUAGAAAUCGUUUUGACUGUAUGUCGAGUAUUUUAUUCUGUCAUUUUGUAUUUUUUACCUAAAAAAAUAUACUGAUAGAAUAGC